AUGAAUGGCUCAAACGAUAGAUUGGAGUUCUUGCGAAAAGUAUACCAUGAUAAUUUAAUCCCUGUUCCAUCAAAAUUCAAGAAACAUGGCUACCGCAAGCCUUCCAGGAGACAUAAAUCGUCUCGACAAUUGAUCGCCGACGAAUCUAAGAGAAUUUCUUCUAUACUACAAAAUCCAAACAUUCAGGUGAAGCCAGUACCGAAAGUAACUUAUUUUAACGUGAAUGCCCCGCCAUCAAUACGUCCAAGUAAGAAAUAUUGUGAUAUAACAGGGCUCAAGGGUUACUACAAAUCCCCAGUCAACAACAUUCGCUAUCACAACUCAGAGAUAUACCAAUUGAUCGUCAAACCAAUGACUCCAGGGGUAGAUCAAGAGUAUUUGAAGCUUAGAGGUGAUAACUUUGUUCUUAAAUAG
Molecule: messenger RNA, 414 nt
Organism: Torulaspora delbrueckii
Lineage: Eukaryota; Fungi; Ascomycota; Saccharomycetes; Saccharomycetales; Saccharomycetaceae
Gene: IES6
Product: Ies6p
Exons: 1
Coding region: 1-414 (137 amino acids)
Biological process (GO): chromatin remodeling
Cellular component (GO): Ino80 complex
Source: RefSeq, a predicted model, not a curated record